AUACGGUGGAAAAUUAGCUGUUGUCUGUUGAGUUGUUGUGCCUGAGCUGAGGCUGAGACUUGCGUGACUGUUUAAAGGGUCCUUAUUAGGAGCAUGCAAGGUUGUACAGCAUGGCAAUAGGGAUUGGACUCAUAGCCUUCAUCCUAGCUAUUGUUGCCAUCAUAACGGUUCCAUUGGUCCGCUAUGUCAGAGUGUGGAUCAUCUUUAAUAAAUUUCAUGGCCCUCCUGCCAUCCCGUUGCUAGGCAACGCUCACCAGUUCAAGCAGGAUCCAAAUGAACUGGUUGAGCAAGUUAAUAAUUGGGUGGAGGACUACAGGUCUAAGUCCAAGGGACUGAUGCGCCUUUGGCUUGGUCCUUUCCCUUGUCUUUUUAUCUACAAUCCACAUUAUGCUGAGCAAAUCCUGAGUAGUAGUCGUCACAUCAAGAAGGGAUACGUCUACACAUUUUUGGAGCCAUGGCUUGGCUUAGGUCUUCUUACAAGUACUGGUGAAAAAUGGUUUCAUCGCAGAAAGAUGCUUACUCCAACGUUCCACUUCGCCAUCCUGAACAGUUUCAUUGAGGUGUUUGACGAGCAGAGUAAGAUCUUAUGCCGCAAGUUUGACGAGAUUGCUCAAAAGGAGGAGGCGGUCAACGUCUGUCCCCUGGUCACACUCUGUGUUCUGGAUGUAAUAUGUGAGACUGCUAUGGGGAAGCAUUUAAAUGCUCAAGAAGAAAGCAACAAUGAUUACGUGAAUGCAGUUGUCAGAAUGAGUGAUGUUAUCCAGGAGAGACAGAAGAAGCCGUGGUUUUGGCCAGACCCACUCUUUGACAACACAAGGUCAGGAAAGGAGCAUUCCAAGUGCCUGCAGAUUCUGCAUAAAAUGACAAAUUCACUGAUUGAUGAAAGAUCCAAUGAAGGAAAAGAGAAAGUGGAUGGCAAUGGCAAUGAUGGCUCAAAGAGAAGAAUUGCCUUCUUAGAUCUACUGCUGAAGAUGCAACGAGAUGAUCCAAGUUUCACCAAGAGUGAUAUACGGGAGGAGGUGGAUACCUUCAUGUUUGAGGGCCAUGACACAACAGCUGCUUUGGCUUCUUGGGCAUUGUUCCUCAUUGGACAUCAUACCAAAGUACAAAAGAAGUUGCAUCAGGAAGUCGAUAGCGUCUUUGGUGACAGUGACAGAGCAGUAACGGCUGAUGAUCUUCAGAAGCUUCCAUACCUAUCAUGUGCUCUCAAGGAAUCCCUGAGACUCUUUCCUUCCGUCCCUAUCAUAGGACGUGACCUUGAAGAAGAAUGUACCAUCGAUGGUAAGACAGUCCCUAAAGGAACCCUUCUCAUCAUUGCCAUAGGAGCCCUUCACCGAGAUCCCACGCAGUUCCCUGAUCCGAUAGUGUUUGAUCCUGAUAGAUUCUUGCCAGAGGUGUCUUCCAAGAGACAUCCCUUUUCCUAUGUACCCUUUUCUGCUGGCCCAAGGAAUUGUAUUGGUCAACGAUUUGCCCUAAUGGAAGAAAAGGUAUUGCUUGCGAACAUUCUGCGCAGUUUCUCCCUGGAGUCAACACAGUCUCUCAAGGAUACCAUGCCCAUCGCUGAGUUGAUCCUGCGACCCUCGGAAGGCAUUAUCCUGAAGAUCACACGCAGGAAAUAACAAGGAUAAGGUCUUUUGAAAAGCCAUUAAAAAAUCUUAUAUCAAAUUCUUUGGGGUUUUCUCUAUGGUACUGCUUAUUAAUGCAUAGAAUUGAUAAUACAUAUUAUUUUUAUAGCACACUUUCCUUCUUAAUUUAGAUGCUCAAGGCGCAUCAGAGCAAACUACAGAAAGAGAGAAAAAAAAUACAUUACAAGUUCGAAUUAUCCAAGGAUAGCCUCCAAUACAUGUAUGGUUGUCUGUCAAAAACACCAUACUAGUAGGUACAUUUUCAGGUUUUUUUCAAUCAGUGGAAGAGAAUUCCACAGGGCUGGCCCUGCAUGAACAAAGGCCCGUUUCCCCCCAUGAUUUCUUUGACAGUGAGACUAAUAAAUAAGAUUGCAUGUUUCAUAUCAUGUAUGUGUUUGUCACCCCCCUUCAUCAUCAAUUCAGUAUUCUUUUUUUUUCUUUUGUCUUUGCAUUCAAUAUCUUGUAAAAAAGCUCAAUUGUGUGAUAUUUUGCAACAGACCCCCCCCCCCCCCUUUAAAACUGCAAGAAUAUGUAUGGCGAUAUUUGGUAUUCAUGUUUAUAAAUUUUAUUUUUAAAAUUCCUUUUGACAUUAAUGGGAUAAAAUGUGCCUUGAAUAUUAUUUUUGUUUACAUAUUUUGAUACUCUGUAAAAUGUGCCGUCAUUCUGAUUGUUUUAUGGAUUACAUGUGCAUACUUCAUUUGUAAAUACAUGAAAAAUCCUUUUAAAAAUGAAAUAUUGAUUGGAUGUUUGUAUACAUUGUUUAUAUACAUCAUAUUAGUGAACAUUUCCCUAUAUGAAUUUAGCUGAUUUAGAUACUUAAAAGUUGUAUACUUACAACUUACAGUACAGAAAAAUAAUCGAAAGCCUUGUUUUAUCAACAUGUAGUAGUGACAAAUCUGAGUCAGUAUUGAACAAAUCAGUCCUUGCGAUGGAAUUUUCAAUUUCCCUGUUAGAUUUUCUUUAAUCAUCCUUUGUUACUAUAGAAAAUGGCAUCUAAAUACAUGUUAUGGAUUUAUAAAUACUGAUUCAAAUGUCUACUCUCCAAUUUUAAUGUUUAUGUGAGGUAUCUUUAAAAAGUGAAAUGUUUAAAAACGAUCUCUUUGUGUAAAAGUCUUUAAAUAUUUUCUCAUAUAUAGAAAGUGUGUUGACAUCCAGUCUUUAGUGUUAAAUAAAAAAACAUGUUGACUUCAGUGUUGUAGUAAAGGCCAUCCAUUCAUAUACAUGUACAUGUAGUUCCAUAUCUCAUCUUGUAUUGGUGUUUUUUGGUUGUUUCUUUAUUAUAAAUAUUAUUUAUCAAUAAUGUCAUAAUGUGAACUAAGUUAAAUACAUGUUACUUUGUCAGCUGAUAUAUUUGAUUUCAUUAAGAUGAUGGUUCUGGGUUAUUUUUCUUCUGUUCACAAAGCUGCCACUAGUUUAAGAAGUUAAAUUACAUUAAUCCUAGACUGAAAAUGCCUCGAGCUCAGAGCUGACAAUGACAUUAAUUUUGAUGGCACAUGGUGGUCUUUUAUUCUAUAUCUUAUAUAAGAAAUGAACCUUGGUCUCAUUACACAAACUCAUGUUAUUAUUGUGCCUUUGCCAAAAUGAUAAAUACCUUGGUACCUCAAUUUUCAUGUGCUGCAUAUAUCCAUAUUUUAACAUAAUUAUCACCAUAAUGACAAAGUUACAAAUUUAUAUUGCACUGGGACCCUUUUUUAUAAUUGUGCAAUUCAUUUUUUUUUCAAAUAUUGAUUUCAAUAUGGGAUGUUGAUGAAAGUAUAAAGAUACUGUCUUUUGUAAAUGAUGACAAAUCCCCAAAUCUGAAGGUUAUAAUAUCUCGUCAAAACUAAAUCCAAAGCAUUGUCAAAAAUGUUUUUUCAUGUAUAUAAUGUUACGAUUUUGCAAUCAUUUCUUUUUUUCAAAUUCUUCCAAGGAAGCUUGAGUUUGUUUAAAAUUGUUAUGUGUGAUCCAUCAUCAUAGAAAAGAUUGAAUUCGAAAUUAAUGUCACUGUGUUUCCUCAAUUGUAAAUUUACAUGUAUAAUAUUUUGCAGCACAGGAAUUUCUGUGCACUUGUGUCUUGGAGAAUUACAACUGUAUAAUCAGUAUUGUAUGUGUUAUCAAACUCCUUGUCACAUGUGAUGCAUGAGGAAGCAUCGUGGUGUAUUGGUGUGGACUCUCGCCUCGCAAUCAGAGGGACGUGUGUUUGAAUCCCUACGCGGCCUAGCGUCCUUUGACAAGGCAUCAAUCCUCACUUUGCCACUCUCAUAGGUGUUAAAUGGGUACCCGGAAGGAUGAGAAAGCCUGUGUAAUAUGCCUAGCAAUUGAGUCUUGGAACUCUUGUUGGAAUGCUCCCCAGGGAGUAGAGAAAGUGCAUAAAUUGUGUGUGGGCAUGCAAGGAUCCGAUGACUGGGGUAAUAACAAUGAAUUGCAAUGUAAAGCGCUUAGAAACAAAUUGUAAUAAGCGCUAUAUAAAUGUAAGUAUUAUUGUAUCUUAUUGUUUAUAUUUUUGAUAAACUUAUGUACAAAGUACAUGUCUAAUUUUCUAAUUUUGUGCAAUAAAACGAUUCUUUAACACAUCA
Lytechinus pictus (painted urchin) is the source of this 4180-nucleotide messenger RNA. RefSeq names its product cytochrome P450 4V2-like. Gene Ontology annotation, molecular function: oxidoreductase activity, acting on paired donors, with incorporation or reduction of molecular oxygen; iron ion binding; monooxygenase activity. The transcript has 12 exons. NCBI's taxonomy places the organism in Eukaryota, Metazoa, Echinodermata, Echinoidea, Temnopleuroida, Toxopneustidae. The coding region runs from base 111 to 1619 and encodes 502 amino acids. The record is from RefSeq and is a predicted model, not a curated record.